AUGUGCACUGUGAGCUCUGCAAUCCUUGCUUCCUUCCCAUCUCAAGCUGCAUCCCGUCAAGAGACAACCUCCUCCACUGCUCCAGGGUGGCAGGAAGACCUUGACCUUCUUAACCUCACGGCGGACCCACUUCAAGCAUACGGGCCCACCUUUUACCGCCAUGGGCCAUCGCUGCCCAACGCUCCUUCAUUGCGACUCAUGAAGCUCCAUGCCUUCAAUUUCAUGGAUGCUCGCCUGGCUCUCUUUCUCCUGCUUCACCAAGUACACUCUUCCCAUUUUGUCAACAAGCAUCUUCUACUCCGUCCUCCGUAUGAAUACCUUACUCAGACAUCGUCGCAGGGGCAUUUACAGCGAGCCAGUAGCAGUCUCAUUUGCACUUCAAAGACCCUGACUGGAUCGGGGCUCCAACUUUCUUACCUUCCCGCUGCCUUAGUCCCUCGGCACCUUACACUUUCAUUCGACCGCUCGGCCGCCUGCCUCCACGUCUCCAGCCGCUCCCACCAAGCUACCUUUGGACGAUGGACGAAUACAAUCCUGCGAUGCGCGAAUACUUUACCAACAGGCGCCUUCCGUGCCACAUUGACCUCCUAUCGCACCUUGUUCCCACCACGGCCUAUUAGCUCAGAGCUGUAUAGAUGGUAUUCUCUCUCACCGAUUCAAUUUGCGCCUAACUCGGCACGCCGCACGCCAACCGCGAAACUUGCCUUUCCCCUCCUGCUCUCGCCCUUCUCCAAAUCUAGUCCCCCAACUCGCAAACGCCUCGCGGAUACAUCGCCCCGACCCUACCACGCCGUACAAAAAUGGCCCGCCGGCGACCUGACCCAUCCCUGUCUGGCAUUGUCAGGGGAGGGGGGCAACCCCGACGUCCCACCCUUCUCUGAGCCGUUCAAAAACCUGUUGCGGAUAUCCUGUCGUUCACUCGCGGACUGCUAUCGCCUUUCGAGCAACCCUCAGGCCCUUGUCAGCAAGUAUCAAAAUAGCGUGCCAUUUUGUCAGCCUCGGUCUGUUCAAAUCAAGUCAACCGGGCGUUGCCAGCAUAAACGUCUGCGGCAGUUUAUGGCGAUCAAUGCAUUCUACCACAGGGGCCUCUUCAGUCUGAAUUCCGACGUCAAACAGGCCAAGAACUACCCGAACCACUCUGACGCACCCGCCACGACAUCGCCAAAGCCGUUCCCGACAGCUUUCCGUAGAAGAUACAAGGACUCCUCGCGACGCAAUCCAACAUUUAUGGAAUUGGCAUCCACCACCGUCACACUCAUCGUGGAGCGUCGCUCAACAGCCAACGCCCCUCGUUGGACGGCCAGGCAAUCGCGAUGGGCGCCUCCCCUUCUUCCAACGCUGAACGCAAUGCUCUCUCUAUUAAUCAUAGCUUGUUGUACUCGGUUAGAUCGCCGGUCCAUGCCGUCCAUCUUGUGGCCCAUCUCCCAUUCAAUUGAGCUGCCGCGGUCAUGCGGCCGGACCUUUACAUUCAUUUUACAACCAAUGGGUCAAGAACAGGGGAUACUCGCCCAUAUCCGGUCCACUCUUUCGUCACAAGACUUGAUAUGGCAGUCAGAAGACAAGCACAAGCGCCUUUUCGGUCUAGGGAACCAGACGCUCAAAUCGUUUUCGGUAUUCCCAUUGGACAUAAAUUCCGGAUUCGUCACCAGCUUCGGGCUGAUGGUCACGUACGGAUACAAAGACUUGCUAAACCCCUCGACGCAAUGGCGCGCAAAUGUGAAUACCUACCUCAACGGAGAGGAGAGUAUGGCCGGAAGGUACAACUAUGAUUGGGGCAUGAUCCAGGUUGCGAUCCAGGGUCGACCAGCAUCCACCCGCGGUGGCCCGCAACCAUCCCCGACUCAACCCUCACCCGAAGCAGUAUCUGAUCGCUCUAACCGUAGCUUCGCAUCAAAGGCUGAUUCGGAGACCCAUCUACUCCAUCUUUCCCUUGGCAUCUUCCCGCCGCUAGGUAGUUACGACGACGAGAGCAGUCUGCCCAUCAACUUUAUUUCAAAAGCUUUCGGAUACGAGGGAAAAUCUCAGGCUCUGCUGCUCUACCUGGUCGAAGUAGCAGGAAUUCACAACCAAGCCAUUGUUUCAAGCCAUGAGAAGCUCGGGCUUUGGGAAUUUAGCCAGACACGAGGACUUUCAUUUGACACAGCGGAUGACCGCAUCCACGUUCUCAUAUGCCAAUUAGUCAUUGCCCUCCUCGACGCCUGCUUCAGCGUCUGGUCCAUUGGUAGACUACCUCCGAUCAAGGCUGCAUUUGGUCUUUUUGAAAGUACCACCUACGCCUGCACGCACGAGACGUCCUCCACCAACUCUGCCCUUUGGAGCAGCAAUCUAGGAGGAUGCUCGGGUGGAGCGCAGCUUGCUUGUUCCCGAGCCCUCCCCCAAAACCCGCUGGAACUGACUGGGCUGGUCGACUCAUGUCGCCUUGGAGCGAGCAGGGGACCUGGGCAGCACGAGCAACAUUGCAGCGCAGCAUCCGCCGCCGCCGCCGUCUGUGUUGCCCCUGCGCCUAUUUACCCUUCCCUGCAGCCGUUCUCCCGUGGUCUGUGUCCUAUCGCCCGCCGUUCGCCUCAUCUGUAUCUGAUGCAAGGUACGGAUACACUCAUCUGCUCGCAAGCAAUCUCGAGUCGAACUCGAGACGAAAGGGCCAAGAUCGCUGGAUGGAUGUCGACUGCUACCAUACUCCGCAAUCGACCUUUCCUUGCUUCGCAUAUCGCGGACUCGGACCCGGGACCCCUCGCCGCGGCCGACCCACCACCAACUAGCACGUCCCGCCCAGCAGUAGCAAACAAAAAUCGGGACUUGCGAGAGGAAGGGGAGAUAAAAGAGACCGCGAGACAUGGGCGCCCUCCAUCCCCCCUCUUUUAUUUUCGUUCUACUGAGGAAAACCAGGUCCGUGGCUGCUGUCAUUCCGCCGGGCACGUUUCUCGUCGGGGAAUUGCAGUGAAGUGCAUCGCGCCAGUAGGUAGUGCCGAGUCCGUCUCGAGACAAGCCUCUGCUUUAAGCGCCGACGUUGCCCUCGAUCCAGGGAGUCCCCCGUCUGGCUCACCCACACACCCGCCCGCCAUCCCCCACCCCUCCUCUGCCUUUCACCCCAUGCCCUGUAGGAGGAGUGAGGCAGAAGACGAAUUCCUUUCUCUGUCUCUCUUCCACCACCUCUUCCUUUCCCAUUCGCACGCGGAGCAAAGUAGUGCAAGCUGGCCAAGGGGAUACACGCCCGGUACGGACACAUGCGUUGAGCCUUCUUGCAGAAAGAAGAAUAUGCAACCCACGCUUCUCUUGGGAGGCAUCUGCGGCCGCAGGACAAGAGGCCCUCGGCUAUGCAGGUUCGCCCACGAUUUGGGCUCCGUGACUUAUUCUCCCAUUGAGUUGCUGCUGCUGGGUGAACUUCAGAUGGUGGCGCGUGUGGGGGCAGCCACGCGAAAGCGCACGGCGCAAGAUGAUGGCGGUGCCGUGCACGCACGCACGAGCGCGAGGCUGGCACGGCUGGCUAACGAGAAAGAAGCCACGCUCCUCCGCGGCACGGCGGGCUUGUCCUGUCAGGCACGCGCCGCCCGGCAGCCAGCCUUUAGUGCCCGACGGCUUCGCGGCGAGGAUGGGAACCACGGAUCACUCGAACUGUUAUGGACGGGAUGGGCAGUCAAGUGUCUAGGUAGUGUGGGCUUUUGGCUUCACUACCGUACCGUGGAGUCUGGACCCUAA
Messenger RNA from Colletotrichum lupini, 3696 nucleotides. RefSeq lists its product as uncharacterized. Lineage: Eukaryota; Fungi; Ascomycota; Sordariomycetes; Glomerellales; Glomerellaceae. The record is from RefSeq and is a predicted model, not a curated record. Bases 1 to 3696 code for a protein of 1231 amino acids. The transcript has 24 exons.